Messenger RNA from Carassius gibelio (silver crucian carp), 1570 nucleotides. RefSeq names its product neutrophil cytosolic factor 1. The coding region runs from base 97 to 1329 and encodes 410 amino acids. The record is from RefSeq and is a predicted model, not a curated record. Gene Ontology annotation, biological process: respiratory burst; superoxide anion generation. The transcript is spliced from 11 exons. NCBI's taxonomy places the organism in Eukaryota, Metazoa, Chordata, Actinopteri, Cypriniformes, Cyprinidae. Gene Ontology annotation, cellular component: NADPH oxidase complex; cytoplasm. Gene Ontology annotation, molecular function: protein binding; superoxide-generating NADPH oxidase activator activity; phosphatidylinositol binding.
CUCCCACUGUAAUAGUCUAUAAAAUCUCCAUAAACCACAGGUGAUCAUAAGAGCCAAGCACACUCUCUUAACAUCCCUUCAGCUGUGUCGUGCAGGAUGGCUGAAUCGUACGUGAGACACGUGGAACUGUUAGGCUUCGAGAAACGAUUCUUCCCCAGCCAGCACUAUGUGUACAUGCUCAUGGUUAAGUGGAGUGAUCAAUCUGAAAAGCUGGUGUACAGACGCUAUCCAGAAAUCCAUACAUUUCAUAAAGCUUUGAAGGAAAUGUUCCCAAUUGAGGCAGGAGACAUUGACGGCAAUGACAGAAUCAUUCCCACAUUACCAGCUCCCAAAUGGCUUGACAAUCAGAAGACGACAGAGACGAGGCAGGUGACUCUUGCCGAAUACUUUCAUUCUCUUCUCAACCUGCCUCCUAAGAUCUCCCGCUGUCAUCUUGUAUGUGACUUCUUCAAAAUGCGGGCUGAAGAUGAAACUCCACCAGCACCGCACCCAUACAAAAGAAAUGAGACCUUCAUUAUGUCCACAAACAGAGCACGGGGCAACACCACAUCAGAAAUCACCGGGCCCAUCAUGCUCGAAAGCUACAGAGUGAUCGCAGACUACAGCAAGAGCUCAAAGUAUGAGCUCUCUCUAAAGAUGGGAGACAUGGUGGACAUUGUGGAAAAAAGCCCAAAUGGCUGGUGGUUUUGUCAGUGUGAGUCCAGGAGAGGCUGGGUGCCAGCUUCAUACUUAGAGCCUCUGGAUGGAGCAGAUGAUUCAGACGAACCAGAGCCUAAUUACACAGGAGAGCUCUACAAAACCACUAAAGGGUAUAAAGCUGUGGAAGAGGAUGAGUUGACUCUCGAGGCAGGAGAGACGAUCGAGGUCAUCCAUAAACUUCUUGAUGGGUGGUGGGUGGUCAGGAAAGGAGAAGAUACGGGCUUCUACCCAUCCAUAUUCCUGUGCAGGACUGGAGAGAGGAAAGAGGUGGAUGCGGAGAAGGACGUGGUCAGAAGAGCAACACCACCACCAAGAAGGUCUACCAUACGCAACGCCCAGAGCAUCCACGCUAAGGGACGCCAGCGAAUCACUCAGGACACCUAUCGAAGACAGAGCCGAAGGUACUUACAGCAGCGAGGAAAACUGAACUCCCAAUCCAGGAAUGGGACACGAUCUCCACUGCAGGAGAGGAAGACAAACAGAGAGAACAUUGCAAACUCAGGCUCUCCUCAAGCAGAAGAUCAGGAUGAAAGUGUUCCCGUCAUUCCUCCUCGGCCCAGUCCUCAGCUCAUUCUGGAGCGCUGCACUGAGAACACAUGCAAGAGAGUCAGCAUACAUGAGGCCAACUGAAGCGACGUGUUAAAUCUCAACUUGAAUCUGUUAAAAAUGGUCACAGGCAUUCGGAUACUUGUUUAAACAAAUGCUCUGUUCAUUCCUGCUUAGGCCAGAACCUGUUAUAAGCUAUGUGUAUGACAUUUUGUUUAUGUCCUCAAGCCAGCUAUAUAUAUUCCAGUAUGCAUUUAGUUUAUGUCUCUAUUGUUGAUGUUUUUGUAAACAGUGACAAAUAAGUAAAUAAACCAUAUAAAUCAAA